AUGGCAAAGUCGCUCUCUAACUUUACGGGGGCUUCUUCUGCCUUUGGUAAAAAAGAGCUCUUGCCCAAUGUUGUAGAUGCAAUUGCUGCGAAGGAACCAGAAGCUAUCUUCGCCGAAUAUCCUGUCCAUCCGACCAGCUACGAGUCUGGUUACCAAAAAUUCUCAUAUGGCACGUUCGCAAAUGCCGUCAACGGUAUAGCUUGGUGGCUCCAAGAAAAACUGGGCCUUACGAAAGACUUUCCUGCCUUGGCUUAUAUCGGUCCUAACGAUAUACUCGUCAACGCUUUCUUGCUGGGAGCUGUCAAGGCUGGGUACAAGACACUUCUCAUAUCACCAAGAAAUAGCAUUCGUGCACAAGAGAAUCUAUUUUCCUUUGCUGAAUGCAAAACUCUGGUUACAGUAAGCCCGCAACCUGCCCAGCUUCAGCCUAUGAUAAAUGCUCUUUCUUCAAUGGGCAUUCAAGUUCUGGAGUUACCUAACGUCUUGGAAUUGACCGAAAAACAUCACCCACAUUUCCCGUUUGAAAAGAAGUUUGAAGGCGCCAAAAAUGAACCAUUCGCUGUCCUACACACUUCUGGAACCACGGAGCUACCAAAGCCUAUCGUGUGGAGUCACGAUUACAUUGCUACGUCUAUCCAGCGGCUCGAAGCUCCUGCUGGCUAUGUCAAUCAAGCGGACCUGUACGCUGGUGUUCGCAUCUUCAACACAUUUCCAUAUUUUCAUGCAAGUCGCCCUAAAAUUAGCAGCAUCAACACUGUUUGCAACCGGAGUGUUGCCAUAUAUCCUAUAGCUGGCUUCCCUUCGGCUAGUCUUUUAAUCGACGGUCUGAAGCAUAACAAGGCCGACAUAGCUGUUCUCGUUCCCCCGUACGUUAUUGAUAUUGCCCAGAGUGCAGAAAGUCUCGAUUUCAUUUCUGCAAACCUGAAACGCAUUUUCUACAUGGGAGGCGCUAUCCCGCCAGCUGCUGGAGACAUUAUCUCCUCAAAAAUUGAGUUCGAUGGGCACGUUGGAGCUACCGAAACGGGAUUUUACCCUUCCUUGAAGCCAGCUGGAACACGUUCUAUCUACUGGGGUCAUCAUCAAUUCGAUCCCUCUGCAAAUAUAUCCUUCGAACGCCAAGCCGAUGACCUUUAUGAAGCAGUCUGGAAUAGAAAUGCUGAUCCAGAAAAAGAACAACCUGUCUUCAAAAUCUUUCCAACCCUCCAGAGAUGGGGAUCAAAGGACCUUUACUCACCCCACCCCACAAUCCCAGGUCUUUGGCUCUACCGUGGCCGCGGGGAUGACAUUAUAGUCUUCCUUACUGGCGAAAAGACAAAUCCUACUUCCAUGGAACAUAGUCUCAAUCAGCAACCUGAGAUCCGCCAAGCAAUGGUCAUUGGAACAUUGAGGUUUCAAGCCGCUCUCUUGAUCGAGCUUGCUGAUCAAAAGAUCAUGUCUGCGACAGAAAAAGCAGAAACUAUUGAACGUAUCUGGCCUGCUAUAGAAAAGGCCAAUGCGACAUGUCCCGCACAUGCCCGAGUUGCAAAAUCCCAUAUACUUUUCACAGAGCCAGGACGUCCAAUAUUGAUGUCUGCCAAAGGCACUAUUCAGCGUGCCCCAACGUUGAGAGAGUAUUCUUCUGAAAUAGAAAAAUUAUAUCUGGACGCCGACAGUAUGUCAGCGUACACUGUAGGGGAUAAUGACGAGAAUAAAGAACACUUCGACGUGCACAGCACCAACGCAGUUUGUGAUCUUUUACGUCAAGCUGUUCUCAAGGUGACAAAAUGGGAUGAUGCAAAGGUGCAAGAUGAAGAUAAUCUGUUUGUUCAAGGAAUGGACUCUUUGCAAGCCCUGCAACUCAUUCGACAUUUGAGGAAGGCUUUAAAUAAGCACGAUCUCGCAAUUACUAUUUUGUAUACUAAUCCUUCCAUUGUACAACUUUCUGAGUCCAUCGUCGCUAUGUCGGAGGAAGACUUGAGUACAAAAACAGAAAAUGCAUCAAACCGCAGCCAUAAGAUCCAAGAAAUUCUCCAAAAAUGCUAUGGAGUUAUUGACAGCAUCUCUACUGAGCAUAAGCCUACAGCAGACCCAUUACCAGCUACUGAACAUGUGGUGGUCUUGACAGGCUCAACUGGUUCUCUUGGUUCCUAUAUUCUUCAAACGUUGAUGCAAAAUGCAUCUGUGUCACAUGUGUACUGCUUAGAUCGCAUAUCAGAUUCACAUUCUCGCCAUCUGAAGAAGAACCAAAACGAAAACAAAGUAACGGACUUGCCAGCUUCUAGAGUUACAUUUCUCAUGACAGAUCUCUCUAAAUCCGGCCUGGGCCUGGACGACGAAACAUACAAACGCAUUCAAGGUUCGGUCACGGAUGUCAUCCACAGUGCCUGGCCAGUAAAUUUUAACCUCUCCCUCGAUACAUUUAAACCACAACUUGAAGGAAUAGUUAAUCUUCUGUCAUUUGUCUCUGCAGUACCACACCGUAUCUCCCUUCUAUUCAUAUCGUCCAUCAGUUCGAUCUUAGGUCUUGAUUCAACUAUAGUGCCAGAGAAGAUUAUUGACGAUACAUCGGCACCUCUUCCAAUGGGCUACGCAGAGAGCAAGUUUAUCUCCGAAAAUAUUCUUGAUUAUGCUUCCAAAAAGAUGUCAAAUGUCGAUGUCAAAGUUGCUCGUGUAGGUCAGAUAGCCGGACCUGCCUAUACAUCCGGUGUAUGGAAUAAAGCUGAAUGGAUGCCCAGUCUGGUAAUCACUUCAUUCCAUGUAGGCUUCAUACCAGAAAACCUCGGUAGCGAUAAGAUGAAGCUAGAUUGGGUGCCAGUUGAUAUCCUUUCCUCUUCAUUGAUAGAUAUCUCAUUUAACCACGAUUCCAAAACCUCAGAUUUCGGCGCCAAAGUAUUUCAUCCAUUAAACCAGACCCCGACGACUUGGAAUAUUUUACUUCCUAUCAUUCUGAAAACAUUGAAUGCUUCGAAUCCGGAUACAUAUGCCGCUAUCUCAGCAAUUCCAUACGCAGCUUGGCUUCAGAAACUCCGAGAUACAGCAAGAGAGUGUGCUCUCUUUAAAAAUAUGGAUCUUGUAGAAAUACUCGCAAAAUAUCCUGCUGUUAAGUUGCUAGAGUUUUUUGAGACUCUGCCGGAGACUAAGUGGUCUGAUAAAGAAGUAAGCGAGGCGCUCAAAGCUAGCUCACAUUUGGCGAAUCUUUCGGGUAUUGAAUGGGCUUGGAUGGAAAAAUGGGUCGAAGGAUGGAUUUAG
Messenger RNA from Sclerotinia sclerotiorum 1980 UF-70, 3228 nucleotides. RefSeq lists its product as hypothetical. The coding region runs from base 1 to 3228 and encodes 1075 amino acids. The record is from RefSeq and is a predicted model, not a curated record. The transcript is spliced from 4 exons. Gene Ontology annotation, molecular function: phosphopantetheine binding. Lineage: Eukaryota; Fungi; Ascomycota; Leotiomycetes; Helotiales; Sclerotiniaceae.